This is a messenger RNA of Gavia stellata (red-throated loon), 1159 nucleotides long. RefSeq names its product ethanolaminephosphotransferase 1. NCBI's taxonomy places the organism in Eukaryota, Metazoa, Chordata, Aves, Gaviiformes, Gaviidae. The record is from RefSeq and is a predicted model, not a curated record. Gene Ontology annotation, molecular function: ethanolaminephosphotransferase activity. The coding region runs from base 55 to 1125 and encodes 356 amino acids. The transcript has 10 exons. Gene Ontology annotation, biological process: phosphatidylethanolamine biosynthetic process. Gene Ontology annotation, cellular component: endoplasmic reticulum membrane; Golgi apparatus.
UUCCGCCGGUACAAGUACAGUGCUGUGGAUACAAAUCCUUUAUCUGUGUAUAUUAUGCAGCCCAUCUGGAACAAAAUUAUUAAGAUAGUGCCUUUGUGGAUUGCUCCCAACCUGUUAACCUUCUCUGGAUUUGUCAUGAUUUUAGUUAAUUAUUUUCUAAUAUCUUUUUAUGACUGGGACUACACUGCCUCAGGUACCAGUCCUGGACUUGUUCCCACCUGGGUGUGGCUGUUCAGUGCUUUGACUACCUUUUGUGCUUACGCUUUAGACUCCAUAGAUGGGAAACAUGCUCGAAGGACUCAGUCCAGUACUCCUCUGGGAGAAUUAUUUGACCAUGGGCUGGAUAGCUGGGCUACCUCCAUUUUUGUGCUUUCUUUUUUUUCUGUCUGUUCCCGUGACAAUGGGAAGACUGGAGUUUCUGUAUAUACAAUGUAUAUAUAUUUAAGCAUUGUCUUGUUUAACUUUAUGUGUUCACACUGGGAGAAAUAUAACACAGGAGUUCUUUUUCUUCCUUGGGGAUACGAUAUAAGCCAAGUGGUAUUAAUCGCAGCAUAUCUGCUCACUGGUGCUGUUGGUGUGGAAGUGUGGCAGAAGCCUUUCCUGUUUGGUUAUUACAUCACAGAUGCAUUAGUAAUCUUGCUUAUAGGCUUCAGUUUAUUUCUUUCAUUGCCACAAACACUAUACAACAUUCACAGAGCACAUUUAAAGAAAACACUGAAGAAUGAUUCUUUGUAUGAAGGACUCCUACCUCUCGUGUCACCGCUGUUGCUCUUCAUUCUUCUUACAGUCUGGGUGGUUUUAUCUCCAGGCAACAUAUUAGCAAAGCAACCAAGAGUGUUUUUAUGGAUGGUUGGAGUUACUUUCUCAAACAUCAUUUGCAAGGUGAUCGUCUGCCAGAUGAGCAGCACCCGGCCGGAGCUUUUCCACUGGUUCCUCUUCCCGCUGGCGCUGGUGGUCUACGCGGCCAUCUCCGGGCUGCUGGGCUGGACGGAAGAAGCGGUGCUCGCCGUGUUCACCGCGCUGGUCACGGCUGCCCACGUGCACUACGGGGUCUGCGUGGGGAGGCAGCUGAGUGAACACUUGAACAUUUACAUCUUUUCCCUGAAGAAACGUGUCCAAGAGUGAACACCUGCACUAUGAUCAGACUGCAACACUUGAC